Messenger RNA from Zeugodacus cucurbitae (melon fly), 3990 nucleotides. It is a transcript of the gene Cap-H2, whose product is annotated as LIM domain-containing protein A. Bases 148 to 3222 code for a protein of 1024 amino acids. Gene Ontology annotation, cellular component: nucleus; condensin complex. Gene Ontology annotation, molecular function: chromatin binding. Gene Ontology annotation, biological process: mitotic sister chromatid separation; meiotic chromosome condensation. The transcript is spliced from 9 exons. The record is from RefSeq and is a predicted model, not a curated record. Lineage: Eukaryota; Metazoa; Arthropoda; Insecta; Diptera; Tephritidae.
GAGCAUAAUGCAUGUGGGAGAAAAAUAAAAUUUUGUGAAAGAGAAGACCAAAAUAAGAUUGAAGAUAAGAACCAAAAUAAGUGUGUAAUAUGAGAGUUUAUAAAAUUUUUAAAUAUUAUAAUAAAUGAAAAGCAUUCUGGUAUCAAAAUGAUUGAAUUAGGUGUUGACCACAACAAAGCUCUUGAUAAUAUUUUGCAAGCAGCAAGCAAGCAUCCUAAUUCACGUGUUUCAAAACUUAUACACAGCGUGGAGGAGGAACGCUCUCAAAAAAACAUUGUUCUUUUGCUUAUUGAGUUGGCUGAACACGCGGAGUAUGCCACUGAUUUCAGUAUAUCUCUAAAAUAUUAUUUAGAUUUAUUCGAGCAAUUAGGUAUUGGACGUGAAAUUGUUUUGAACGAAGCAGGCUUAUUACUAUUGAAUUCGUCAAAAGUUUAUGCGAGGCGAGUCGAUUUUGUACAAGAGUUAGUGGAGCGGCAAAUACUGACCUUAUCCAAUGCGGACAAGGAAAUUGUGGAAAACCGUGGUGAAGAUGGGGAUAAAAAAUUGGAGGGAAAAGCUAAACGUACACGCAAACGCCUCGUGGCAGCGAUAGAGGACCCCUUUGAAGUGGAAUUAGUUCCAAGAAAAUUUCGCAAAUUAACCGACGAAAAACGAUUUGUUGGUGGAUGGGGUCAAGAAAAACAAAAGAUGCUCACAUCAAGAUUCUAUAAAAUAGACUCUGAACAAUAUAUACAUCCUGCUGCUUGGAUGCAUGCUACUAUUGUCGAUCUUGAAAAUGAAGAAGAUAUUGAUUCGAAACGAAAUUAUAAGCUCUACACAUAUCAUGUAGAGCACCGUUAUAAUACGUUGGUGUCAGAUAUUAAUUUUAGAAUGCACUUCAAAGUAAAGGAUUAUAUAGACGAAGAGGAAGAACGACUUGAAAGAAAUGACGAUUCCAAUAACAGUUCUACAAAUAUUCUAAAUGAUUGGCCACCUCUUUCGGAGGAAUAUGUAAAAAAAUAUUUAGACUUAGAAAAUAAAGCUUUAGCGAUUGGUGAAGUUUUUAAUAAUUGUAAAAAGCUUAGAAUAGAUAAUUCUAAUGAAGACCAGAAUAUAGUGAUUUUUCCUGAACCAGUACAAAAUCAGAAACUUUCCAGUGAAACUAACAAAUUGCUCAAUCAAACAGCAAACACCGAAGAGUAUAACUCUAAUUCCAUGCAAAGUGAAUCAGGAGUUGGUGAUAGCAUUAAUACGUUAAACGUUGAUAUAAGUACAAAUUCAAAUGAAACUACUGCUAAUGAACAAAGUGAAGUUACCAUAGACAGUGAAAAUGAUAUGAGUGACCCAAACUUAACAGAUGAAAGCUCAUGCUUUCAGCAAGGCCAAAAUUUGAACUCGACUGAAAAAUCACUUUUAGAAUCCAGUAUCGAGUGUGAAAACACAAUUGAGGCUUCAACUAUUACUACACAAAAUCAAACGAAUGAAAUUUAUUCAGGUAAAGCAAUCUUAGCAGUGAGAACUGAAAAUGACACUGGUUUAGGUGAAAGCAUAACGGAUCAAAGCCAGAGGGAGAACGAUUGCAGUAAUGAAAAUAAUAACACCAAUAAUUUGGCUGUAAAUAAUUCCCAAUCGAAUUCAAAGAAUGAUGAGUCCGUAACUGGAAAUAUAAUUGGAAAUGACGAAAACGAAAUCAACCUGAAUAAAAUACGUGUUUACCUUCCACACCUAGACGAUGAGGGCGUUUAUUUUUCGGAUUUGGAUGAUCAGGAACACCGUAUGCUAUCGCCGAGAGUAGUUACUACUGAUGUUUUCCCUUGUAUACCAAACAAGAAAAACAUAACUAUUAUCAUCGAUGAUGAAAUAAGAAGUCUUUUAAAUAUAGCAGACGAUGAGCCACCUCCUUCAUAUACAAUGCCUAUUCAAGUACGACCUUCUACACCUCCAAUAGAUCUAAAUAUAUUUAAAUUUCAUGAAAAACUACUUAGACGCCGACUAUUGUUUAAGCUUGGGCCCGAAAUGGAGCUUUUCCUUCAAUCGCGUUCAAUGAAAAAAUCUAAUUGCACGGAUGUAAAUGAACAAAGGCAAUACCGACCGAUGAAAUUAUUCAAUGAAUCUCAUGAAGGCAAUUUUGAUCAAUCAACUAACGAAACUGACAAUAACAUACUUAGCGAUGGUGAAGAUAUGGAGGAAUUCCUUGGAUUUACGGAGGAGGAACAGUCAUGUAAAAUGUUUCAUCGCUUGAGUAGGGAUUCAGGUGUUGACGCAGACGUGCCCUUAACAACAAACGUGUCUGAUGUGGAGACUCUUAGUAAAAGUCUAAAUAACAACUCACAGCUUGAAGGACCAAUAUCUAUAAUUGAAGAAACAGUUGAGAAUGAAAAGUGUGAAAGUUCAAAAAAGGAAUUUAAAGAAAAUUUGACAUCGACCACAAAUAGUGAAAAUGAUUUAAAGGAAGAUAUCACAUGUCAAGCGAAAAUAUCAACAGAAUGUGAAAAUUCGACCAAUGAAAUAACUUCCGAUAUUGAUAUUUCCGCGAACAAUGCUUUCCAAAAUGAUAAUGAACCAGAAAAUGAUACUUCUUCGAAUUUGCCUUCAUUGAUAGAUGAUGUUAUUUUAGACACGGAAAACGUUCUGGAGGUUGAAAAUAGCAAAACGAAGAUACAAAAAUGGCACGAGUAUUUGCAACCCAUUUUAUCAAAAGCACGAGAUCGUCAUCAUUUCGACGUUUUUCAAUUAGGGACGGAAAUUAUGAACGAAUUGCAAAAUCCUGCAGUACCAGAAAAUCAUAUAAAAUCUUCAUCUACAACAUUCCAAGAUGUAAUGAUCAAUAAGGAUGAAAGUUAUGUAUCGCGCUACUUUCUAUCGACGUUGUUAUUGGCAAAUCAAAACAAUAUACAAAUCGAUGUGUUCGAGAAAAGUUCUGAAAAGCCCUCAGCAUGGAACAAUAUACAAUUGAAUCUGUUAGAUACCAAACGCCAUACUGUGGCUAUUGAAGAUAACAUUGGAAUAGUUCACUCGAAAAAACCAAGUAGAAGUAACACGAUGUGCAAUAAUUUAAACGAAUCGUCUGUUACAUCUGGAUGGAGAUACAAUACAGAAACGGCUGGAAACGUAACUCUUAGUAAUGAGCGAGUGAAAGUUGAUUUAAAUGUUGUUCGUCCCUUGAAACAAAUUGAAAAGCUUCCAAAUAUCAAUGACGAUUACGAUUCUGGUAUUUUUUCAAAUGAAGAGUGUUCGUCGUGACAUAAUAAUAAUGACUCUGGUUCACCGUUACUGGCUACUGUGUAGUGAUAAAGUUACUGUUCUUUAGGUUAAUUUGAAUAACAUAAAGUGUUGGGUUCUUAUUCAUACUUAAAAAAAAUAUUUUUUUUUUAAUAUUUGUCUUAGAUAGUUCUUACAUUGGCCAUGAGCAUUUGUACACUACUUUCUGCAGUACAAACGUGCAAUACAUUUGAAUUUUGACGAAUAAUACAUUAUGAGUAAAAAAAGAAUUGUAUAAUUUAAAUUGUUUAAAACAUAUUUUUUUUAAAUUAAUUCACUAAUUAUCUUUAUUUGAAAUGUCUUAAUUUGUUUUGUUUUUUACUUUUGGAUUCCCCACGUCAACUUCAAAAGUACCUUUUUUACUUGCGUAUUUCACUUUUUUGUUUUUCUACUUUAAAUUUGACAAAUGCAUAUAAUAUAUGUAUGCAUUAAAAACAUUGUACCUGAAUCCUUAAUGUGAAUUGGAGGAGGUAGGGUUAGUAAUAAGGCAAAUUAUUUUUAUAAAAAGUGACCAACUAAAUAUUGAUUAUAUUACAUCAGACAAAAUUGCACUUCAAUUGAUAACUGUAUAAUUUUAAUAAAUAAUGAACGAAGCUGUAGGAUACAAUCUUAUAAAUAUUGUUUAUCCACACGUAGAACUUCAAAUAUAUAUAUAUAGAAUAUACAUAUAUAAUUAAGUUUUUUAUAUACACAAAAUAGUUUUAAAGUAGUGCUAUUGAAUUGAUAAAAACAUAUUUGCACGAACAAAUA